AUGGGGUCAGAGGAGGGUAUGGAAAAACAUAGCAUGAAUGUGCAAGUACUCAUUAUGGUAGUGGAAGUGUUCAUCUGGAGAGUAGAUGAGCUCAUUGAGAAACUCAAGAAAUCGGUAGCACAACUAAGUUGGGAAAGUGUAAUUACCUGGCAUGGAGAGUAA
Molecule: messenger RNA, 162 nt
Organism: Trypanosoma brucei brucei TREU927
Lineage: Eukaryota; Euglenozoa; Kinetoplastea; Trypanosomatida; Trypanosomatidae
Exons: 1
Coding region: 1-162 (53 amino acids)
Source: RefSeq, a predicted model, not a curated record